CGCCCUCCGCGGCCUCGCUCCGGUGCUCCAGCUCGGUGCUGCCGCCAUCUUCUUGGAGGAGAGGAGCGGAGGCCAAGGGUCCCCUCGCCGUGCUCCGUCCCAACUCUUACCGUCGCCUGCCCUCCCCGCGUCCGCCUCUCUCCUCACAGGUCAUUUAGCUCCAUCUGUAUAAACGCUCUUUUUCCCACCCCAGUUACUCACAAGGCAGAGUCACAUUACCUGUUCUACUCUUGGCAGCGUAAGGAAACCCAGCUCAUAAGAUUGACGGAACUUCAUCAGAGAUGUCUAAGCAACAACCAACUCAAUUUAUAAAUCCAGAAACUCCUGGCUAUGUUGGAUUUGCAAAUCUUCCCAAUCAAGUUCAUCGAAAAUCGGUGAAAAAAGGUUUUGAAUUCACACUGAUGGUGGUCGGUGAAUCGGGCCUGGGGAAGUCGACGCUCAUCAACAGCCUGUUCCUGACCGACCUCUACCCGGAGAGAGUCAUACCUGGAGCCGCAGAGAAAAUUGAAAGAACUGUCCAGAUUGAGGCUUCAACUGUUGAGAUCGAAGAGCGAGGGGUCAAGUUGCGCCUGACAGUGGUGGACACGCCCGGCUACGGGGACGCCAUCAACUGCAGGGAUUGCUUCAAGACCAUCAUCUGCUACAUCGAUGAGCAGUUCGAGCGGUACCUGCACGACGAGAGCGGGCUGAACCGGCGGCACAUCGUCGAUAACAGGGUGCACUGCUGCUUCUACUUCAUCUCCCCCUUCGGACACGGGCUGAAGCCCUUGGAUGUGGCCUUCAUGAAGGCCAUACACAACAAGGUGAACAUUGUGCCCGUCAUCGCAAAAGCCGACACGCUCACCCUGAAGGAGCGGGAGCGCCUGAAGAGGAGGAUUCUAGAUGAAAUUGAGGAACACAGCAUUAAAAUCUAUCACUUACCUGAUGCAGAGUCAGAUGAAGAUGAAGAUUUUAAAGAGCAGACCAGGCUUCUCAAGGCCAGCAUCCCCUUCUCCGUGGUUGGAUCCAAUCAGCUGAUCGAAGCCAAGGGCAAGAAGGUCCGAGGCCGGCUGUACCCCUGGGGCGUCGUGGAGGUGGAGAACCCGGAGCACAACGACUUCCUGAAGCUGAGGACAAUGCUCAUCACCCACAUGCAGGACCUGCAGGAGGUGACCCAGGACCUUCACUACGAAAACUUCCGGUCCGAGAGGCUCAAAAGAGGCGGCAGGAAAGUGGAAAAUGAGGACAUGAAUAAAGACCAGAUCUUGCUGGAAAAGGAAGCUGAGCUCCGCCGCAUGCAGGAGAUGAUCGCAAGGAUGCAGGCGCAGAUGCAGCUGCAGAUGCAGGGCGGGGACAGCGAUGGCGGCGUUCACGGGCACCACGUGUAAGAAACCAUCUCGCAAGACCCACAUUCCGAUGAGCGGCACAGCUGCGCGUUCUCACGGCGGCUGGAAGGGUGCCAUCCACGGUCUAUAGUACCUGUGCCUGAGAAAUUAAUUUUUCAGAAACUUUCGAGGUGUUAUUUUGUAUGAAGUAUCUUAACAUUUAUGUUUCAUUAUGUUACACUUUCUACUUUCUUUCCUCCACCGCAACUAACCACUGACCUUAGCAUCGGGCCUUCAGCAUGUAGAGUAAAUCACUGAACUCGACUCGGCUGGCCUCACCACCCAGCCCCGAUUUGUUUCUAGAAGCAGACAGAUUUCCCGGACUGUUCUGAGUGGUGCGGAGGGAUGGGCUGACCUGGCGCAAGGCCGUCCACUCACCAGGUCGCCACGCGAGCUUGACUUCCUGGCUUCUGUUGGAGCCCAACACCUACAACCAGUUUUGCUGCUUAAACUCAGAACUGAUGAUUCACCUGCGUGUUGGUCUGUUUACCAAAGGAAACAGUUUUCUAAGGAGAUACAUGUUUAUACUUAAAUAGCUUUUUCUAACGUGGGCUUUUGGGGUAAAUUUUUUAACAAGCCUCUGGGUUCCGAUGCUAGGUCAUUUUUUUAAACCGCUAUGCAUAGAACUCUCCACCAGCCACGUUCUGUAGAGUAGGUCACCAAUACUAGUUUAUUCUGCUCCAGGAAAAAGCCCUGCGUCCACGAGCAGCAGUUUUCACGGUGCAGCUAAGAUUCCGACCUACACGGUGAGAGGCAGGAAGCGGUUUCCACUCAACUAAAUUUAAAACAUGACUUAAGGAAAAUUAACAAGUGAUUGUGCAGAAACCACCUUGGUAAUAUUUUCACACUGCAAUCUUGAAUGUGCUUUGUGUAACGGCGGCGGUUCUAGAGGCCACGCCUGGGCUGUGGGAAUCAGGGUCCUUUGGCGGCAGCCCUGGGGCCUCCGCCCCACCCCACAGAUCCUGAGACACACCCGGGUUUUCCUGACGGUAACGUUCUAAACAGCGUCCAGGUGGAUAGCAGUGAUCCUUGCUCUGUGCGGACCGUCUGUCCGCGUGGUGUGUGAGAAUGAAGGGUCUUUCAGAUGCGCGCCGGGGCUGGCUGGCCAGUGCCCCCAGUCGAGGCUGCCCCCGGAUGGGUUUGUGUGCUCUGCGGCCCCGUCCUGGCCCUGUCCUCCUGCCCAGGGGCCAAGGUGCUGACAUUUCUGCUGCCUCGGGGAGGUGGGGCCCAGAAAGUGACAGAUGGAAGCUCUGGGAGGAGCUGGUGCUGGUUCCGUUUCACCAGAACAGGAGAGAAUGUGUAUCACUCCAAGGAUGAGGAGGGUGGCUUUUGCCAGAGAGGAAGAAAAGCGGGGUGGUCGGAGCACCUUAGAGUCACAAGGGUGUCCUGCAGAGGCUGCUCUCCUCCCGACCUCCUCUUCCUGUCGCCUGCCUGCGGGUGGUCGGGAGCCACAGCUGCAGGCGCACUGGGCAGAUUUUACCAGGGAAACGUCUUCCCUGGCCUGAGGGCCCCUCCAUGCAAGGCCAGUUGUUUGGGUGGUUUGGGCAUUGAUGCCCUACGCUAGUAAAUGCUGUUCAGCAGAGGGGCUGGGGCAGCAUUUGAAAGUGGUCAGCGUGAGCCCUGUCCUGUCGGACGACUCCUUCCUGCGCACAGCUGCCGCCUAAUGGAGAUGCAGGGGUGGGCCUGCCCUGUUAGACUCUCAGAUUCCCGUUUGUCUGCUGCCCAAAUCUAAAUAAAUACUCUUGCUAAUAGAUAAUUGCUCUUUUACUAAGAGAUAAUCUUUACCUAUGAAAGUGUAUUUUGAAAACUUAUUUUACACAGCAAUUUUGUAUCCAUUGAAACUAACCUUUUAUCAAUAAAGCACUAUUGUUUAGAUACUGAGAA
Phacochoerus africanus (Common warthog) is the source of this 3248-nucleotide messenger RNA. RefSeq names its product septin 2 (gene SEPTIN2). Gene Ontology annotation, biological process: regulation of exocytosis; cytoskeleton-dependent cytokinesis; cell division. The transcript has 13 exons. Gene Ontology annotation, molecular function: molecular adaptor activity; GTP binding; GTPase activity. Bases 282 to 1367 code for a protein of 361 amino acids. Gene Ontology annotation, cellular component: microtubule cytoskeleton; septin ring; synaptic vesicle. The record is from RefSeq and is a predicted model, not a curated record. Lineage: Eukaryota; Metazoa; Chordata; Mammalia; Artiodactyla; Suidae.